This is a messenger RNA of Dioszegia hungarica, 1902 nucleotides long. RefSeq names its product Aldehyde/histidinol dehydrogenase. NCBI's taxonomy places the organism in Eukaryota, Fungi, Basidiomycota, Tremellomycetes, Tremellales, Bulleribasidiaceae. The record is from RefSeq and is a predicted model, not a curated record. The transcript is spliced from 12 exons. Gene Ontology annotation, molecular function: aldehyde dehydrogenase (NAD+) activity. Bases 1 to 1902 code for a protein of 633 amino acids.
AUGCUGGCGCUCACAGAGCACUUCGGACGCGCUUCCUCCGCGUGGGAUAGCGCGCUCGCUCGCGUCGCAAAUAUCACACUGGGCGAGAUCUGGUCUUCGGUCAACUAUCACCCCUUCCCCCGCUCGGUCAAUGUGCUCGCGAUUACUUUGGUCGUGCUGUAUAUGGGGAAGAUAUGGGGUAGGAGGCUGUAUACGUAUCGGCGAGCUAGGGAAAUCCGAGCGUAUCACUGGCCGGUACCUGAAGAAGCCAGCAGGAAGUGGACAGGCCGAGUCAUCGAGACUCCGUCGAUAUCUUCCCACUUGGAAGAUGAGUCCUUGCUGCCUCCUUCUUUCUCGAAGGACGGAGCUCAGCGGUCCCAUAUCACUUGCUAUGACCCCUCAACUGCAUAUCACCUGACGACUCUACCGCUCCUCUCGGCCGAAGAUGUCGCACAGCAGAUCCAACGCGCAGAUAACGCUCAGCCAACAUGGGCAGCAACGACUUUCGCGGAGCGUCAAAGCUUCCUGCGUAGUAUCAAGGCGUGGAUAUUGCGGGAUAUGGACGCAAUUGUCGAUGUAGCCUGCAGGGACACUGGGAAGAUACGCGUCGACGCGGUUCUUGGGGAGAUUCUGACGGUCCUGUCCAAGAUUGACUGGCUUCUCAGCUAUGGUGAAACGACCCUUUCGCCAAACAAGCGCCCUACCAACCUCAUGCUCGCCCAUAAGAUCUCGCACGUACACUAUCAACCCCUCGGAACAGUUCUUGCCCUCGUCUCAUGGAACUACUCCUUCCACAACAUGCUCUCCCCCAUCCUCGCCGGCCUCUUUGCCGGAAACGCCGUCGUUGUCAAGUGCUCCGAACAGGUCGCGUGGUCCAGCCUGUGGUAUAUGGGCGGGGUCAAGGCGUGUCUCAGAGCAUGCGGGAUCAGCCCGGAGGUCGUCCAGCUGGUUGUCUGUCUGCCGGAUGUCGCAGAGACGAUCACGAGGAACCCGCUUGUCCAGCACAUCACCUUCAUCGGCAGUGAACCCGUCGGGAAGAAGGUCGCCCUGGCCGCUGCGGAGAUCAUGGUCCCAACAUGCAUCGAGCUGGGCGGGAAAGAUCCUGCUUUCUUGCUGCCCUCAGCCAAUCUCAAGCAAUUCGCCAGUACUUGGCUACGCGCUAACACACAGGCCGGCCAGAACUGCAUCGGCAUCGAGCUUUUCCUCGUCCCCCGCUCCCUCGUCCCCUCCUUCCUCGAAAUCAUGCUCCCCCGGAUCUCCGCCCUCCGCCCAGGCCUCGAUCUCUCCUCACUCAUCUCGCACGCCCCCAUCGCCCGCCUACAGACCAUCCUCGCCCAGGCCGAAUCUAGCGGCGCGCGCAUCUUGACUGGCGGGAAACCCUACUCUCACCCCGAUUUCCCGCAUGCGAGCUACUUUGAGCCGACGCUGAUUACGGACGUGACGAUGGAUAUGGACGUGGCGAAGGAAGAGCUGUUUGCGCCGGUGAUGACGGUGGUGCCGUAUGAUGAUGUGGAUGAGGCUGUUGGGUGGAUGAAGAAGAGCAGGUUUGGGCUAGGGGGCGGGGUGUAUGGGGAUGAUCGGGAGGAGUGCAGGAGGGUAGCGCAGCAGCUGGAGUGUGGGAUGGUUUCGAUCAAUGACUUUGGCGUGUUCUACCUGAACCAAGCCAUGCCAUUCGGAGGCGUCAAAGCGUCCGGACACGGCCGCUUCGGCGGAGAAGAAGGUCUGCGAUCCUUGUGCGCCGUCAAAGCUAUCACGGAAGAUCGCUUCUUUUCGUGGAUUCGCACGCCAAUCCCCAAGCCAGUCGACUAUCCGCUUGUCAAUGCCGACAAAGCGUAUGGGUUCUUGGAUGGCUUAGUGGGGAUGUUUUAUGGGAGUGGGUGGAGGAGGGUGGGCGGAAUAGGGAAGCUAAUUCGCAAUGCAUGA